AUGGCACUCCUACAGAGCUGGUCGCUGCUCCUCGUUUGUUGCGUCUGUAUUGUAUGGCUUACAAAAAGAAUCAUGCAAGCAUCAAAUAAUCCAUUAAAUCAGGUGCCUGGCCCCUGGUAUGCUCGCUAUACGCAUUACGUCUUGAAACUUAAUGUGCUUUGUGCUCGUCGUAUGUAUUAUAUCGAAGAAUUACACAAGAAAUACGGACCGUUUGUUCGUGUCGCUCCCAACGAAGUCGCAGUCAACGACCUGAAAGCUUUCCGUCAAAUUCACUCGAUGGGAUCCGGUUUCUUAAAAGAUCCGUGGUAUCAAAGCUUGAGCUUGCAGCCGGAGCCGGGUAUCUUUUCGAUGAUUGAUCCCGAACAGCAUGUGACGCGUCGGCGAGUUCUUGCGCGUGCUUUCAGUCUCUCCUCGUUGCGAGAAAACUGGGAGCCCGCUAUUCAUGAAAGGGCACGAAUUGCCGUCCAGCAGAUAAAAGACAAUGCCAAACGUGGCGAUGUGGAUAUGCUCAAAUGGUGGACUUUGAUGACGAAUGAUAUCCUCUCCUACCUGUGUUUUGCCGAAAAAUUCGACAUGGUGGAACGAGGCGAAAAAGCCGAAUACGUGUUGGUGUUGGAGAGGGUCGCCUUACAGGGUGGACUCCUUUCGGAAUUGCCCCUCUUAUACAAGAUUCUUAGAUACGUGCCCCUUGCUUUAGUUCAAAAGAUUAUGGAGGCGACCGAAGAUCUAGAGGAAUGGGGAGACCAUGCGAUAAAGAACCUUCGUCGGGCAGGCAAUAAAGGAUCAAGGAACAUCUUCGCGGAUUUUCUUGAAGAAGUGGACAAGAGCGGUGGUAAGCCAGGUCUCACUGAACGAAGCGUGCGCCUUGAAGCUGGAAACUUUGUGGUCGCUGGCUCCGAUACGACAGCGGUGACCAUCACGUACCUGAUUUGGGCCUGUCUUAAGCGCCCAGAUCUUCAAAGAGAUCUGGAAGAAGAAGUCGCAUCUGUACGCAGCUUUGAGGAUGCAUCUUUAGCAACACUCCCCCUUCUGAACGCGGUUGUAGAAGAGGCUCUGAGAGUAUACGGUGCUGCGCCAGGAAGCUUGCCACGGGCUGUUCCCCCUGGUGGAGCGACUUUCGGGAAAUACUACCUGCCUGAGAAAACAACAGUGAGCACGCAGGCGUAUAGCAUGCAUCGAAAGCCUGAUAUUUUCCACAACCCUGAAGUGUUCGACCCAAGUCGGUUCUUGCCCCCAAGCUCGCUGACCGACGACCAAAAAUCGGCUUUGUGUGCUUGGGGAGCAGGAUCUCGAGUUUGUUUAGGAGUCCAUCUAGCCAAAAUGGAAAUGAGAAUUGCCGUCGCAUUCUUCUUUCGCGAGUGCAGGGGUGCGCGCCUGAGUCGAACGACGACCGAUGCUUCCAUGCACGCGCUCAACUUCUUCAUGACGACCCCAAUCGGCCGUCGUUGUAACGUGACCUUAUUGCCCGAAGAUCAGUAA
This is a messenger RNA of Talaromyces stipitatus ATCC 10500, 1479 nucleotides long. RefSeq names its product cytochrome P450, putative. The transcript has 3 exons. The record is from RefSeq and is a predicted model, not a curated record. NCBI's taxonomy places the organism in Eukaryota, Fungi, Ascomycota, Eurotiomycetes, Eurotiales, Trichocomaceae. The coding region runs from base 1 to 1479 and encodes 492 amino acids. Gene Ontology annotation, molecular function: oxidoreductase activity, acting on paired donors, with incorporation or reduction of molecular oxygen; iron ion binding; monooxygenase activity.